GCCGCAAGCGGCACCAGGCUCGCGGCCGCCACUCCAUGCUUCCGUUUUCGUGGGUGGCACCCGGCCUAGUGCUGCGUUCGUCGGCGUGCAGCAUCGCACGAAGGCUUUGCAAGCCGCCGGCAGUGCGCCAGCAUCUCCUUCUUCGCGGCCGGUUCCAGCGUCUGUGGCAGCUCUCGCUGCACACCAAGGACAAACUUACGAAAAAGCGCAGGAGAUUGUGUCAGCAGUUGAAGCUAUCCGCACCCCGGAAAUAAGUAGUCCUCGUGAAUCAGUCACGGCGCUUGCUGCACAUGAAGGCUUCUACAGGAGAGGACCGAGCCCCGCAGAGGUCAGGGCCCAAACGCGGAUGAAAGUGCAGCAGUUACUCCAACAGGGCGAAAGGGACAUGCCCGAUGUUUCUCGGAAUUUUGAGAUAAAGAAGAAACCCAGGACGGAUCCUACUCCUGCGCCCGCGUCCAUCUCCGUAGUGGGAGUAAAACCGGGGACCCCACGGCGUGGCUUGCAGCCUAGUAAAAAAGUCUCGAACUCUGGCUCGUUUGGAACAUCUUCAGUAUCGUCAAUGGCUUCAGGACCAUUGUCGGGUAGGAAUGCGAGCGGCAAGCGGUCUAUGGCCGAUGCACUCAUCCGCGGUGCGGGUCUUGCAUCCUCAGCGUCGCAAGGCGGAUCACUGGCUCCGAUACGCGAAUCCACAGAGUACCAAAACGACGUUCGAAAAUUAUCUACACUGUCUUCGACAUCGACGGAGUCUUCGAUGCAGAAGCCCGAAGUUCGCGGCACCAUCGAGACGUCGCGACAGCAACUUAUGCACGCUGCUGCCCCUGUAAGCAACGCAGUUGCGUCACGUCUUAAUCAUGUAAUAAAAGAAGGGGACGAACAUGAGGAGCAGGUGCUGAAGCGCUCCUCGGGACCUCGCGGAAAUGAGCUUCAAAAGAACUCGCAGGAACAAGGUAAGUCGCUCGGACAGGCGCCAGGAUCCGCCGGAUGGACUCGCGUCAAACCAGCUGCUCAAAAGAUCUUCGAGAGGAAGGUAGAAGAUGAGCAGCCUGGUCUUGCUGGAACGGAAAAUUCACCUCGACCUGCACGGCCUUCCUUGGUCGCGGCGGCCGAAGCGAGACGCGGCGCCAAUUUUCUUGAGGCAGUACAAAAGGCACGUGACGCGGGGGCGCCCCGAUCGUACCAUCUCGCAGACGCCCAAGUGGGCGAUGGUGUACGAAACCGGCAGAAGGCUCUCGUAACUGCGGUCGCCAAAACUGAGACGAGUGCCGAAAAAGGAGUACGAAAGUCGGCAAAGGAGGCGUCGGACGGCGUCGGUGGAGUCGCCGAUCGGCUUGAGUUUCUAAAAGGUACGGGGGCCAUGGACGGCAUUCUUGGUAGCAUGCAGAAACAGCAAAACAAAGCUGCGGGCCUCGACGACUGA
Messenger RNA from Amoebophrya sp. A25, 1417 nucleotides. The record is from the annotation of a GenBank genome assembly. NCBI's taxonomy places the organism in Eukaryota, Dinophyceae, Syndiniales, Amoebophryaceae.